AUGGCUAAAGAACUGAUUCGAGGAGGAUAUGAGAAAGGCAAGGGCCUCGGGCGUAACCUACAAGGGGUUUUGGAACCAGUAGAGUUUCAAGGAAAGAAAGACACCUUCGGAUUAGGGUUUCAACCUACUGCCAAGGAUAAGAAAGAAAUGAUGAAUCGCACGAGGGCAGAGAAGGAAGGGAGGCAACUUAUCAUGAGCAUCCCACCAUUGUACUGUACUUUUCCUUAUCCAUCGGAAGUAAUUAGAUCUGGAGUGGACCCGAUCAAAGAAGUGGAUGUUGGAUUGUUUGAGCUAUUUGUGGGGGUUGCUUCUGAGGAGGAGCCGUUGGAGGACCCAGAAUUUCCAGAGAUGCCUAUUGAAGCAAUGAAAAAUUGGACCAAAAUUCAAGACGAGAGCGAUAACGAGGAAGAAUCUGACUCUUUAUUAAAGAAUCUUGAACAAUAUGAAGAGAAAUCCAAAUCGAACUUAGAAGAAACAGAAGUUGUUAAUAUUGGCACUGAGAUUGAGGUUAAGGAGAUAAAAAUUAGCAUUCAUUUAAAUAAGAAACAAAGAAAAGAGAUGAUUGAGUUUUUGACCCUGUUUCAAGAUGUGUUUGCCUGGUCCUAUGAUGAUAUGCCUGAAAUUUCAACAGACAUAGUGGUCCAUCGAUUACCGACUGAUCAAAAUUUUCCACCAGUGAAGCAAAAACCUCGCAAGUUUAAGCCAGAUAUGAGCCUCAAAAUCAAGGAGCAGAUCGAGAAGCAGCUCAAUGCAAGAAUCAUUAUGGUGUCUCAUUAUCCCAUUUGGCUUUCAAAUCUGGUACCUGUUUCGAAGAAAAGUGGAGAAGUACGAGUCUGUGUUGAUUAUAGGGAUCUUAAUAAGGCCAGCCCGAAAGAUGAUUUUCCGUUGCCGAACAUUCAUAUCCUUCUGGACAAUACCGCAGGACUUGAGAUCGAAUCAUUUGCUGACUGUUUUGCUGGGUAUCACCAGAUCUUAAUGGCAGAGGAAGAUAGGGAGAAAACUGCUUUUAUCACGCCAUGGGGGACGAUGGAGGUUUAUGUGGAUGACAUCAUUAUCAAAUCCAAGAGAGCAGAGGAUCAUUUGAUUGACUUGGAAAGAUUAUUUCAAAGAUUGAGAAGAUAUAGUUUGAAAUUAAAUCCUGCGAAGUGUGCAUUCGGGACCCCUGCCGGAAAGUUAUUGGGAUUCAUUGACAGUAAGAAGGGUAUCGAGAUAGAUCCGACAAAGAUUAAAGCCAUUCGUGAAAUGCCAGUACCAAAAACACAAAAGGAUGUGAAGAGUUUCUUAGGGAAGAUUAACUUUAUUGGAAGGUUCAUCGCCCAGUUGACCCACACAUGUGAGCCUUUGUUUAAAUUAUUGAAGAAAAAUGUACCAUUGCAUUGGAGUGAAGAAUGCCAGCAGGCGUUUGAUAAGAUCAAGGACUAUUUGUUGCACCCUCCAGUCUUAGUGCCACCCAAACCCGGUCGACCUCUGAUCAUGUAUCUAUCAGUGUUGGAUGAAGCUAUGGGAUACGUAUUGGGACAACACGACGAGUCGGGGAAGAAAGAACACGCCAUCUAUUACCUCAACAAGAAAUUCACUACGUAUGAGGCCAACUAUUCUUUUCUUGAGAGGAGUUGCUGUGCUUUGGCUUGGGCCACUCAAAAGUUGAGGCAUUACUUGCUUAGUCAUACUACCUACCUCAUUUCCCGCUCCAACCCUUUGAAAUAUUUGUUAGGAAAACCUAUGCCGACAGGACGUAUGGCAAAAUGGCAGAUGGUUCUUUCAGAAUUCGACAUUAUUUUCACUACGCAAAAGGCAAUCAAGGGUCAGGCUGUAGCGGAUCAUUUGGCUGAAAAUCCACUGGAUGAUGAUUAUCAGCCACUUCAUACUUAUUUUUCAGAUGAGGAGGUCCUAUUCGUUGGUACAGCGGAAGACAUGAACGAAAAAUGUUCUGAAUGGAGGCUAUUCUUUGAUGGUGCGUCAAAUUCCUUCGGGGCCGAUAUUGGAGCUAUUCUAGUAUCGCCUGAAGGGAAACAUUAUCCUGGUUCCGCUAAACUACGAUUUCCAUGUACUAAUAACAUGGCCAAAUAUGAGACUUACAUUUUUGGACAAAAAAUGGCAUUGGAAAUGGAGAUCAAUGAUUUAAUAGUAUUCAGUGAUUCCGAUUUGCUCAUACAUCAAACGCUCAAGGAGUGGAUCACUCGGGAUUCAAAGAUCCUGCCCUAUCAUUGCAGUUUACUGGAGUUAGCAAAUAAAUUUAGGAGUUUGGAGUUCCGGCAUAUUCCACGUGUCAGAAAUGUCUUUGCCGAUGCUUUGGCCACUUUAUUUUCAAUUAUUCAACAUCCAGACGAGUUGGUAAUCGAACCUAUCCAAAUUUAUCUACAAGAAAAACCUGCUCAUUGCCUAGUUGUGGAAAAAUCUCCCGAUGGCCGUCUCUGGUACAGCGAUAUCAAGGAAUUUCUUAAAACUGGAUCCUAUCCUCCAGGGGCCGAUACGACUGCUAAGAGCUUCUUGCGCAGAUUAUCUUCCAAAUUAUUCUUAAAUGGAGAGGUGGUAUACAAAAGGACGUCAGAUUUGGGCCUUCUGAGGUGUGUUGAUGAAGAUGAAGCAAAAUACCUGAUGAAAGAAUUACAUAGUGGUGUGUGUGGAUCACAUAUGAAUGGCCAUUUAUUAGCAAAGAAGGUUAUGAGGACCGGAUAUUUUUGGCUUAUUAUGGAGCAUGAUUGUGUAGUUUUUGUUAGGAAAUGCAUCAAAUGUCAAUUGCAUGGAGAUGUUAUGCGCACUCCCCCUACAGAAUUACACAGUAUGACUGCUCCCUGGCCAUGUUCAAUGUGGGGUAUGGACGUGAUUGGAGCCAUUGACCCUCCCACUUCAAACAGGCAUCGAUUUAUUCUGGUGGCAAUUGAAUACUUUACUAAAUGGGUUGAAGCUGAAUCUUACAAGCAUGUGACUAAGAAGGUGGUGACGGACUUUCUAAGGAAGCAUAUCAUUUGUCGUUUUGGAGUGCCAGAGACAUUAAUCACUGACAAUGUCAAGAAUCUCAACAAUGAUAUGGUGGACGGAUUGUGUGAACAGUUCAAAAUCAAGCAUCGGAACUCCUCUAUUUAUAGACCACAGAUGAAUGGAACUGUGGAGGCCGCGAAUAAGAACUUGAAGAAAAUAAUUCAAAAAAUGACUGAAAGACACCGUGAUUGGCACAAGAAGCUCCCUUAUGUGUUAAUGGCAUAUAGAACUGCUAUUCGGACCUCUAUUGGGGCAACUCCCUACAAUCUCAUGUAUGGAAUGGAAGCAAUGUUGCCAGCUGAGGUCGAAAUCCCUUCUUUACGCAUUUUAAUGGAGGCCAAACUGAAUGAGGCUGAUUGGAUUAAACAACGUCAUGAGCAGUUGUCUUUAAUCGAUGAGAAGAGGUUAAAUGCCAUUUGUCAUGGUCAAUAUUAUCAAAAGAGGAUAGCCCGUGCUUACAAUAAGAAGGUCAGGGAACAUACCGUGGUAUACACAAGACCAAAAGAAGAUGAUGAAGAGAGUAUUGCUUCAUGCAAUCAUAUAACUAUAAUUGACGGUGAUUCUCCUGGAGAGAAAGAAGAUGCCGAAGACGCUCCGCCUGAAUUGGAAGUGGGUGUUAAGGCCACUGUGGAUGAUCUAAAGGAAAUCAAUUUUGGUAUUUCAGAGGACCCACGUCCAAUAUAUAUAAGUGCUCUAUUGAGUCCUGAUGAAGAAAAGGCAUAUGUUGACCUCUUGCAAGAGUAUCGAGAUAUUUUUGCUUGA
This is a messenger RNA of Coffea eugenioides, 3744 nucleotides long. RefSeq lists its product as uncharacterized. Gene Ontology annotation, biological process: DNA integration. The record is from RefSeq and is a predicted model, not a curated record. NCBI's taxonomy places the organism in Eukaryota, Viridiplantae, Streptophyta, Magnoliopsida, Gentianales, Rubiaceae. The coding region runs from base 1 to 3744 and encodes 1247 amino acids. Gene Ontology annotation, molecular function: RNA-DNA hybrid ribonuclease activity; nucleic acid binding. The transcript has 4 exons.